AAACUUUAUUUUCAUUUUUAUAAUCAUUGCUAAAAUAAAUAAUUGGACACAAUGUAAACUAACUACUGGUGGCGAUUACUAUCCGUUCAAUUUUGACGGUAUAGCCAGACUGCAUAACUUGGGCCCGGAAAUGGACCGCAAAGGUUACAUAAUGAACGUAAUGGCCCACCAGUUGGAGAUACUGUUCCAACAGACGGCACACUCGGAACCGGUAGACGACUUUGAUUUUGCCGUCCGAGACGACAUACGGCCAAUGCUAGCCGAUUGGGCACUGGCCCAGGAUUUUGUCAAACGUAACGGUAAUGGCGGCGAUAAACUGGGCCAACAAUUACAAACAUUACAACAAUUGAUGCGAUCGCUGGCCGAUAAAAUCAAACAGGAAUUUGAUCCGAUAAUUGGUCAGCGGGUUAGACAAUCCCCGGCUAUAUACCCGGCCACCCGAUUGACGGAAAUAUUUCGUACGGCUUCCUAUACGAUAGGACCGGAUCUAUUGAAACCGUAUGAACCGGAUUUUGCCCAAACACAAGCCGAGUAUGUGGGCAAUAUGGGUUCGGCUAUGAACUGGGCAUUGGACAGACACCUGGAGCUGCUGCUGGCACCGGGUGUCGGUCGUCCGAUACCCGCAUAUUUGCAACAAUUCCGGCGCUAUUGGAACCAACAUAUACAGGCCAUACAGUCUGUAUGUUAUAAUUAAAUUAAAUUAUUUUAUUUUUUUUUUUACUA
This is a messenger RNA of Oppia nitens, 723 nucleotides long. RefSeq lists its product as uncharacterized. Lineage: Eukaryota; Metazoa; Arthropoda; Arachnida; Sarcoptiformes; Oppiidae. The transcript has 3 exons. Bases 131 to 694 code for a protein of 187 amino acids. The record is from RefSeq and is a predicted model, not a curated record.